GAAGAGGCGUAUGUCCACUUUAAACAAUUUUCAAUUCGAUUUUAAUAAAAAAUCCAUAUGCAAUUGCAGAUUUAUUGGCGAACUCUUUAGAAAGGGUGCUGUUCCAGAAAAAGUUAUUUUGUCAUGCAUUAGAGAUUUAAGCAAAGAAAAUUAUGAAAAUUAUGAACUACAAAUGCAUUGUUUAUGUACAAUACUACAACUAGCAGGACCAAUAUUAUCAAAAACGUCAUAUGAUUUGAACAGACUAGUGAAUAAGCAUUUACCAUCUAUAAAGAACCAUGGAAUGUCAUCAAAACUAAAAUGUUUAAUACAGCAAGUAAAAAUAAUGCAUUCCAAGGGUUGGAUGGAUGAGGGUAAUUUUUUUUAGUUUUAAAAUAAUUUAAAAAACUACUGCUGUAUAAGUGUUGAGUGUACCUCAUUAUUGAGUCACUGUAAUGGAUGUGUUAGCAUUUUUUUUUUUAUAUACAUAUAUAAUAAUCAGACUUAACCUAUAAAUCUGCAGCUAUCAAGAUUAAUAAUUUGUAAUAAAUGUUCCAAGUAUAGAAAACAUUGGAUCCAAUAUGAUAUAGGCACAUUUUAUAUUUUUGUAAACUGA
Acyrthosiphon pisum (pea aphid) is the source of this 595-nucleotide messenger RNA. Its product is annotated as eukaryotic translation initiation factor-like. Bases 11 to 367 code for a protein of 118 amino acids. Gene Ontology annotation, molecular function: protein binding; RNA binding. The transcript has 3 exons. NCBI's taxonomy places the organism in Eukaryota, Metazoa, Arthropoda, Insecta, Hemiptera, Aphididae. The record is from RefSeq and is a predicted model, not a curated record.